Molecule: messenger RNA, 588 nt
Organism: Thermothelomyces thermophilus ATCC 42464
Lineage: Eukaryota; Fungi; Ascomycota; Sordariomycetes; Sordariales; Chaetomiaceae
Exons: 1
Coding region: 1-588 (195 amino acids)
Source: RefSeq, a predicted model, not a curated record
AUGUGUCUAAUCGGUCUUUUACUCCCCUUCGAGCGGGAGAAGGAGACGCGAAGGCAUAAGAGCAGAAGCUCGAGUCACGGACGCUCUAGUCACGGACGCUCUGAGCGCCCGCACCGAGAACGAACCCAUCGACGAGAGAAGGAGAGGGCGAGGGAUUCGGCCGUGUUGGCUGAAGAGGCCCUGGCGCGGCUAUGCCUCUCGCUGGAGCACAGUCUCGUCGAGGAGCGGCAGAGAUGGCAAGAGCAAACCCGGCUGGACAUGUCAGAAAGGUGCCGCCUAGGACUCGAACGAGAGCGGACGCCGUUCGAAGAGGCGCCGCCGUACAGCCCCCCCAACACGGCACCCGAAGCAAAACCCGAGCCGCCGCAUCCGAGCGGCCAGGCCGACAGUUCCCAUUCCCGUGGCAAAGACUCGGCUGGCACGACAUACUGCUGCCGCCACUGCGUCUGCACCCGCUGCGGUUCCGCCAUCAUCGAGUGCCCGGCGGUUCCCGAGCUCGACGCCACCCGGAUCGGAACCUUCACGGACAGCGGUGCCGAUUCGCGGAAACGACAGUUCCGGUCGAGUGGUGGCCCACACAAACCUUGA